GGCCGACCGACCAAGCUCAACCAUCAGUCCGCGUUCUUGCCCAUCACCGGAAGGUAGUGUAGUGCAGCUUCCUCACCUCGUGCGAUAAGUGCCGUACCUGUGCUCUAGAGAAAAGAUGCUGAAGUUUGUGAUUGCAGUUCUGGCCCUCGGUGCCGUGGUGAGCGCCGAGUUUGUGGUGCAGACGCGUGACGAUCUGCUGAAGUACCGUGCCGAGUGCGUCCAGUCGCUGAGCGUGUCGGACGAGCUGGUCGAGAAGUACAAGUCGUGGAACUUCCCGGAGGAUGACACCACCCAGUGCUACAUCAAGUGCAUCUUCAACAAGAUGCAGCUGUUCGAUGAUGCGACCGGCCCGAUCGUAGACAACCUGGUGGUGCAGCUCGCCCACGGCCGGGACGCCGAUGAGGUGCGUGCCGAAAUCGUCAAGUGUGCCGGCACCAACACCGACGGCAACGUGUGCCACUGGGCAUUCCGGGGCUUCCAGUGCUUCCAGAAGAACAACCUGUCGUUGAUCAAGGCGAGCGUGAAGAAGGACUGAGGACGAUCUUGGCAAUCAUUUGGCACGGUGAACGGUGAAUACGAAUUGGAAUAAAGUGAUCUAUACAAGCAAAUGCAAA
Anopheles stephensi (Asian malaria mosquito) is the source of this 614-nucleotide messenger RNA. RefSeq names its product general odorant-binding protein 99a-like. The transcript is spliced from 2 exons. The record is from RefSeq and is a predicted model, not a curated record. NCBI's taxonomy places the organism in Eukaryota, Metazoa, Arthropoda, Insecta, Diptera, Culicidae. Gene Ontology annotation, biological process: sensory perception of smell. The coding region runs from base 116 to 535 and encodes 139 amino acids. Gene Ontology annotation, molecular function: odorant binding.